Messenger RNA from Galeopterus variegatus (Sunda flying lemur), 1358 nucleotides. It is a transcript of the gene SRBD1, whose product is annotated as S1 RNA binding domain 1. NCBI's taxonomy places the organism in Eukaryota, Metazoa, Chordata, Mammalia, Dermoptera, Cynocephalidae. Gene Ontology annotation, molecular function: mRNA binding; structural constituent of ribosome. Gene Ontology annotation, biological process: translation. The record is from RefSeq and is a predicted model, not a curated record. The annotation marks the transcript as partial. The transcript is spliced from 10 exons.
AUGUCAUCAUUGCCAAGACGAGCAAGAGUACAGGUCCAGACUGCAGUAUCCAAUGAUGAAUUUUCUUCCUUCUCUGAGUUAUCAUCAGCUUCUGAAGAGGAUGACAAAGAUAGUGCCUGGGAGCCCCAAAAGAAAGUCCCCAGAAGCCGUAAGCAGCCUGUUCCCAAGGAAUCCAAACCAAAGAGGGUACCUCGGGUGAAGAGGAACACCUCACAGAUCACUGAUGGCUCAGAAGGUGUGGCUGUUAAGGAGGAGCUGAAUAGCUCUGUGGCUAUUGCAGAUGUUGAUUCGGAAGAGAGAAAAAAUAAGUUGGAUACUGUACAGACUCUGAAAACAGCAAAGAGAAGACGGAAAAACUCAGCUCAGUCACUUUCAGCUCCAAGGACUAAAAAGCUGAAGGCUGGUGAAGAAACCAACAGAGCCAGCAACUUAGACGGUGAAAGUAACACUACAGAGAUACCAUCCACAAGCACCAUGUGGGAAGGUAUGUGCAAGAAGGAAGAGAAUGAAGAUGACUUUACAUUUGGUCAAUCCCCUUUAAAGAAAAUGAAGACUGAAAUGUGUCCUCAAGGGCAGCCUGUCAAGUUUCCAGUAAAUGCCAACAGUAUUAAAGAGGAGGUAGAAAUGAACUGGGACAUAGUACAGAUCCACCUCUGGGCUGUUGCAAAGAAGGUUCAUAGUACAAUCCAGAAAAUUAAGAAGGAGGGGAAGAUGUCUGAGUGCUUGUUAAAAGCCUUGCUGAAUUGUAAAACUUUCGAAGAACUAGAACAUGUGUCUGCUCCAUAUAAAACUGGGAGCAAGGGCACCAAAGCCCAGAGAGCAAAACAGUUGGGAUUAGAAGGAGCAGCCAGGACACUACUUGAGAAUCCAGGGGAGCUCAAUCUGCUAUCUUACAUUAAAACUGAUGUUAAAGGACUUUCAGUGCUCCAGGAUGUUGAAACAGGAGUGCAGCAUAUUUUAGCAGACAUGAUUGCUAAAGACAAAGACACGCUUGACUUCAUUCGGAAAUUGUGCCAGAAUAGAUACAUCUGUAUCCAGUCAUCUCUGGCAAAAGUGUCCUCAAAAAAGGUAAAUGAGAAAGAUGUUGAUAAGUUUUUGCUCUACCAGAAUUUUUCAUGCAACAUAAGAAACAUCCAGCAUCAUCAGAUUCUGGCAAUUAACCGUGGAGAAAAUUUGAAGAUACUAACAGUCAAGGUCAAUAUUUCUGAUGGAGUGAAGAAUGAAUUCUGUAGGUGGUGUAUCCAAAACAGGUGGAGACCACGUGGCUUUGCAAGGCCAGAGUUAAUGAAGAUCUUACAUAAUUCACUGGAUGAUUCCUUUAAACGUCUUAUUUGUCCUCUUCUCUGUAGAGAAUUCAG